Zootoca vivipara (common lizard) is the source of this 2958-nucleotide messenger RNA. RefSeq names its product potassium channel regulator (gene KCNRG). Gene Ontology annotation, cellular component: endoplasmic reticulum. The record is from RefSeq and is a predicted model, not a curated record. Gene Ontology annotation, molecular function: protein binding. Lineage: Eukaryota; Metazoa; Chordata; Lepidosauria; Squamata; Lacertidae. Gene Ontology annotation, biological process: protein homooligomerization; negative regulation of delayed rectifier potassium channel activity.
GUGGAGAAGAGAAAAAUGAACAAUCAAGAUGUGAGCAUUUUGAAUGUGGGAGGAGUGAAAUUCACAACAUGGCGUUCUACGCUACAGCAAUUCCCUGAAUCUAGAUUGGCAAGGAUGUUGGGUGGCAAUGACUUAGAAUGUAGGUUGGUGAAUGGCCAGUUCUUUAUAGACCGUGAUGGAGUUCUGUUCAGCUAUAUUCUGGACUUCUUAAGAACACGGCAGCUUUCUCUGCCCAGUGACUUCUCAGACUACCAGAGGCUGCAGAGAGAGGCUGAUUUCUAUGAAAUUUCCUCUCUGGCUGACCUUCUGAGUCGAGAAAGUUUGUUGAAACCAAAGCUAGAGAUCUUGGAAAUACGAUUCUUGCUCCAAGAAAGUCAAGCUUUUUUCCGGGUGUUUGGCUCUUGUAGCAUCACUGUUGGUGAACUGGCUGGACGAAUCACUGUAUUUUCAGAAAAGCUUGUUGGAACAACUUGGAAAAGCCAUAAUGACCCUUCACAGAAGUCGCUGAUUCCCCUUUCUUUGGAGAGGCCUUCCCAUCAUGAUGUCAUUUUCCAGUGUGGCACUGACUACAGUGAUCAGUUUAUAGCAAGAUAUGUUUCUAUAAAACCUGAUCAGAGGAAAUUGAUUAAUGGAACAAAUGUGCUUGGCCUGCUGGUUGACUUAUUACUCAAAGAAGGAUUUCGUUUAAUAAGCACUAGGACCGUCUCCGCUGAAGAAAAAAUUGAAUGUUAUAGUUUUGAAAGAAAAAGGCAGCCAGACACCUUUUCCAUUAGUAUGUGCCAAACACAACAAGGCACCACUAUAUCACAAACACAGCCAAUCCAAGUGCAUAAACAGAAAUGAAUAAUGAAGAUUUUUUUUAAGCCGAGUGUGAAAUUAACAAGGCUAAGAAUGAGUACAAUAGCAGGACACAUAUUUUUGCUGUCAAUAUGCCAUAUUUGUUGGAUUUCUGAUACUGGAUAUUUGAAUGGUAAAUAUGGAAGUUUGUCUAAAUUACUUCAUUAACUUACAAUAACCCAAGUUUUUCACAUCCAAUGAAAAAAUAGUUUUCUAUCUACUAUAUUUAUUUGCUUUUACCACAUGCUACUAUUGCAAGGAAAAUCCAGUGAGAGAACAAGGGCAUCAUGGUCUGAAUGGUUGACCUGAAAUAAGUGCACCAAGACAUUUCAUUUGCACUUUCCAUAUUUAGCAACCAUCUUGUAUCACAGCAUUACAGUAAUCAGGAUUAUACUUCAUGUGAAUUUUCUGGUUAGGAAAGGAACUGAAAUCUGUAAUCUUUGAUUUCUGAAUGGAGAUCCCCACACCCCCUAAGCCUGCAUGUUGUCCUAAAUACAGGUAGGCAGCCAUGUUGGUCUGGCGUAGUUGAAACAAAAAAAAAAAAAUCCUUCCAGUAGCAGCUUCGAUACCAAGUAAGUUUGUCAUUGGUAUGAGCUUUUGUGUGCAUGCACACUUCUUCAGAUACACUGAAACAGAAGUCUCCAGACCCUUAUGUAUAAAGAGGGUGUGUGGGGGUAUUACUCAGAAGGGUGGUGGGAAUGGGUGAUAGACUGAUAGGUGUGGAAACUCGUUGAUGACUGUUAAUGACUGCAAUUGGUCUUACAGGGAAAAUCAAGGGGUGAGAUGGCUAAAGAAAGCUUUAUCAUGUAUAAUGAGAUAAGAAUCCAAUGUCUUUAUUCAGACCAGGUCUUUCCAUGGUUUUAAGUUUGGUAAUGAGUUGCAGUUCAGCAACUUCUGUUAUUAUUAUUAUCUCAUUCUGUUGUUAUUAUUAUCUCAUUAUAAAGCCAUCUCACCCCUUGCUUUUUCCUGUAGGACCAAUUGCCGUCGUUAACAGUCAUCAACGAAUUUCCACACCUAUCAGUCUAUCACCCAUUCCCACCUGGGACACUGGAUAUAUACCUUGCCUUAGUGCAGGAUUAGGCAGGCAGGCAGGGGAGCCAACUUGAAUAAAAUAUUGGGGUUGGGGGAGGUAAGCCCUGCCCCACCCCACAUAAUCACAUGACAUGGUGCACACACACCAUUUGAAUGGCAAUCCCCCCUCAAAUAUUUUAUUGGGGUGGAGGAAGAAGGAACCUCAGCCCUAGGAGAUGGCUCCUACCAGUAUGCAGGCAGACGUAGGUAGCCCAUUUUGUCCUUUCCAACAGGAAAGGAAGAAGGACCUAAGUGUUGGCACUGUCAACUCCAGGCUGCCCAUUUGUGUUUUGUCCCAAACCAAGGCCGCCCUUCUGUGUAGGAGAGAUAACAGGAUGAUGCUACAAGGAAGAAAGAAACAGAUUAAAGUGUGAAGGACUCGUAUAGGUAUGAUACAACGUGUUUGUAAAGUACGGGGGGGGGGGAGCACAACUUCUUCAUAAGUGUACUGUAGUAGAAAUAUUUUUCCUAAGCAUCCUUAUGACUGAAAGGAAACACCAAAAGCUCUUGAGCUAGAAGGAUGCAAUAAUGCAGGGCUUCUGGGAGACAAAAGACCGCUGUCUCCCAGUAUUAUGGAGAGGGGUGUAAACUGUACUUUUAAAACAAAGUUUGGUGACCAAAUCAAACACACAUUGGGUAGGAGACAAAGACCUCCUCAGCUUUUGAUCUAUAAAGCCUUCAAUGGCUCAGGACCGCAAUACUUGAAGGACCACCUCUCUUCAUAUAAACCGUCCUGGACUCCAUGUUCAUCAUCUGAGGCCGUUCUCCAUGUGCAGCCCAAAGGGUGGCAACAUGAGAACGGGGCCUUCUCUGUAGUGGCUCCCUGUUUGUAGAAUGCUCUCACUAGGGAGGUUUGCCUGAUGCCUUCAUUAUAUAUUUUAGGCGCCAGGCAAAAACUUUCCUCUUCAACCAGGCCUUUGGCUGAUUAAUAUUCUACAGUCUUUUAAAUGUGUCUGUGGGAAGGGGGGUUAUUGUUUUGCUGUUUUGUUUUUAAUUAUUUACUUGUUUUUAUCCUGUUUUUUAUUCUAUGAACUGCCCUGAGAUCUUAUG